AGUGUGGUGAAUAAGUGAAUGCGAUUUUUCUGAAGCAUAAGUGACGGGCGUGGCAUACAGCCGUAAGUGACGCUAAUGUGACAGUCGUUGGCAUGACUUGGCACCCACCUGUUCACAAUUACAAGCCCUCUGCCACAAUCAAGUGGUGAGCGGUAUCCCGCUUUGCGCCGGAAGUGAAGACACCUCAGAGAUGAUGGCUCACCAGCGUCUGCAGGAGCUAGACGAGGACUGGAGGAGUGACGGCAGGCCCAGCCUGACCUCGGAGACAGACAUGCUGACCGCGGACGCCGACGGCGCCGAGCUGACCUCGGCAGUAGACUGGAUAUCUCAGAAGGGACGCUCCGCCCCGACCUCGCGGGGAGGGGGACCCGAGAGUCGCGCCUCAUCCACCAGAAAUCGACACGCGUCCGGGCUGUCGACCGGCAUGCAGUCGCGACUGGGCAGUCUGCGGCGAGGAGUGGCCUCUGUUCGACGAAGAGUGGGCCACCUAAGAGCAGGCACCAUGGCUGGCGAGGGCGUUUGCUGGUGUCUCGUCCGAAUCCUUUUACCAUUGGGCUUCAUCAUUGGCUGCAGUCUCCAGUUUGACGUCAUCUCACUGGUGUAUCUGGCGCUACUGCUGGCCUGUCCGGUGGUGCCGGCUCCGACCCGGCGCUCCUGGCAGGGUCCUUUAGGCAUCUACCUGAAGAUAUGUCUGGCGCUCACGCUGUUGGCCAUUCUGCCUCUGGUGUGCUUCCAAAUAGCGCUGUUCGCCAUGCCACCAUACGGACACAUACUACAGUUCUGCGACCCCCCUGAGCCGCUGCUACGUCAGCUGGGCCUCAUACGACUGGACGAGGUCUCCAUCCUGGCCGGCGUGUUCUACUUCGCCGCCAAGCUGGUGCCGUUCGUCAUUACGCUGGUCGCCUUCAGGGAGUGUCGUGACCUGUCGCGUGACGCGGGUGUACCCGAGACGAACGCGAUCGGGGGCGGCACCUCUCCCCUUAUCCAGAACACCCGGGAACAGCUACAAAAGGACGGGCUCAAAUACUGCUUCGUGACGGCGCUGACGUUCCUGGCGCUGGCCGGCGCCGCCGUUAUCCGUCCCUCGGUGACGUCGGCCGUCUACCUGCUGACGCUGAUGGCGGCCAUGACGUGGUGGGCGUGUCUGCGGCCGCUGGGCCGGCCGUUCGGCGUCAUCUGCCGCCUGCUGAUGGCGUACACAGCGCUGCACGUGACGGCCCUGUAUGUGUACCAGUUCCAGUGGCCGCAGCAGUACUUUGACCACACCAGCCUGGCGGCCAGACUGGCUGGUCUGGUGCAGAUCAAAGUAGCCAACUGCACGGGCGAUCCGCGGGACACUGUGUUCGCCGACACCACGUGGGACGUCUACAUCUACCCGCUGGUCAUCUACGCACUCUACUACAUGCUCGCCUUCGAGUCGCGCAUUCUGGGAAAUCUAAGGAUCGCGGGCCAGGGCACCGCGCCGCGAGCCGUGACGUCAUCCCACGACCGAACGCCCCUGGUGGAGGCCGACAGUCUCGGAGCGCGCUAUCAGGCCGUCGGCGAUGGCUCCUGUCCAGAUGACGCUACUGAGGAGCCGGCUGAGACUCGGCUCCGACGGGAGCGCUGGCAGAAAUUCUCCGCCACCGUGUACACCGUGUGGCGCAGCCUGGCCCGCGCCUCCUUCCUCGCCACCUAUGUGGUCAUGAUGUACUGGUCGAUCAAGUACCACAGCUACCUGACGUUCGUGUUCCUGCUGUGGGCGCUGGUCGUGGCCGUGAUCAAGAACCAGCGGAAGGUGAUGCACCGCUCCUCGCCGUUCCUGGUGACGUACGCCCAGCUGCUGGUGCUGCUGCAGUUCGUCUACUGCCUCGACCUUACCGACCAGGAGCUGCCCGUCAAAAUCAACAACUUCGACCUGCGAGACGUGGUCUACAAGCCGGCAUCCUUCCCCUGCGAGACGCUGUCUCUGCAGCUGGUGUUUACCACUAUCUUCUGGCUCACGCUGCGGCAGUACCUUCAGGAAGAGCGGGAGCGUCACAACGACCUCCACCUGACUCCCAGACGUCGUCUCUCGCUGGACGACGGCCUCCUGAAGCGCUGGGGCGUCGUCCUCUUCAAGGGCAUCGUCCGGCUCUGGAUCGUCGUGGUCGCCAUCAUGCUCUUUGUCUACGGCAUCGGCGAGGAGCGCGUCGUCAUCAUACAGAUCUUCUACAUGGCCUUCUUCCUCUUCUUCAUAUCCAUGUUCCAGAUAUCGUUCCGGGUGUGGCGCCGCCUUCUGUACGGGUUCACGAUGACGCUCAUCCUGUACCAGAUGCUAGUGCUCGUCACCAUUUACCUCUAUCAGUUCAAACACAUUCACGAGUGGAUCACCGACUUGGGCAUAUCGCAGCAGUGGCAGCGCGACCUGGGCCUGGAGGUGUACCAGACGGGGAGAUUGUUUAUCAAGCUACUGUUCCCGACGCUGUUCAUGAUUGUGUGCGUGGUCUACAUUCAACACAUCCACAAGGACUUCAUGGCUCUCACCGACGAGGAACGCUACCACAGACGCCCGGAGCCGGCCGGCGCGCCCGCCUCCCAGCCCGCCUCAGCCGCCGCCUCUCCCGCCGGCUCGCCGACCGGAGAGCCGCCCGACUCUCCCUCGCCGGUGCCCGUGUUCAGUCCCUCAGCGGACACCAUCAACAACACUGUGGACACCGUGGACACGGCGGACACCGCGGACACGGACCGGACAGCGGACACGGUGCAGCUGGCGGGCGCGGCGCCCGUGGCAGAGCCGGAGGAGGAGGAGAUGGGCGUGCUGCCCGGAGGACUGCUCGAGGUGCCCACCACCGAGCACGGCCCGGCACUGGACGAGACCAGCAGCCUCAGAGAGAUGAAAGGCUGGUUGUUCCACUACUGCGCCCGGGCCUGGAACCUGGCCGUGGCGCUGCUGGACAAGCUGCUCUGGGUGUUCUGCCGGCUGAUGGAGAUCCACGGCAUGAAGGUCAACAUGUUCGCCAUCACCAUGGUCACCGUCUUUGAUGUGUGCGCGGUCCACUUCUGCCUGCUGCUGCUGGUGUGCGUGGCCCUGCUGCUGGAGAGCCGCGGUCAGAAGGUGUGCUGUGACCUGGCCAUCUGCUGGGUCAGUCUGCUGCUGCUGCUGCGCAUGAUCUACCAGAUGGACGUCAUCCCAGGGGACCUGUGGACUGUCAACUGCACGUUCUCGAUGCCCCACCUGGCGCCGGCGAAGGGAGCAGCGGCCCCGGCGGCAGCUCUCCUCCUGAACACCACUCACAACACCACCGUUCACGGCCUGGUGUGGUUCGGUCUGCAGAAGAUGGACAGCCUGCCGCAGUACGUCACCGGAUACAUCGGCGUCAUCCUGGUGCUGACUCUGCACAAGUCGGUGUCGGUGCGCGCCCUGUACCGCUGUCUGCGGGACGGACACGCCCCCACCGAGGGAGUGUUCUUUGCCGGUGUGGGCCGCGCCCACUCGGACCGGGGCCUCUUCGAGAUGACCAAGUACCUCGUCAACUACUGCUUCUACAAGUUCGGCGUCGAGAUCACUCUGAUCGCUCUGGUGAUCCUGGUCGGCGUGCGGCUGGACGUGGUCUCGGUGCUGUACGCCCUCUGGCUGUGCGGCCUGUUCAGCCUCCGGCGGCCGGCGCUGGCCCGCGUCUGGCCAGUGUUUGUGGUGUUCGCUGCAGUGCUGACCCCGCUACAGUACCUACUGGCGCUCGGACUGCCCGCCGGACUCUGCUACGAGUAUCCGUACGCCUCUGUGAUGAAUCCCGAGCUGAGACAGUGGCUCUACCUCCCGGACUACAAGGACCCGCCGGUGGCGCAAAAACUCGUCGCGGACUUCUUUCUGCUGCUUUUGGCGUGCUGUCAGCGGCGGGUGUUCAGCCGGGAGGAGUGUGAGCAGGUGCGACAGCUGGCCGGCAGCAACCGGCAGAUCGACGAGCAGAAACUCAGCAGCGGAUACGUCAUCGGCGUGCCCGACUACAUCACCAGGAAAGGGACGUACCUGGACGUGCUGAAGCGCGUGGUGUUCUUCUCGUCCUACUGGCUGACGCUGGCCGUCGUCUUCCUGGCGGGUAUCAACCGCAUCACGCUGCUGUCGCUGCUCUACGUGGCCAGCGCCUUCAUCUUCCUCUGGAAGGGCACCGACUACUACCUGCUGCCCUUCAGGGACAUCAGGAAGAGGUGGAUCCUGCUGCUGACCUACUGCGUGGUGGUGAUCACACUGAAGUGCUCCAUCUUCCAAAUCAUGGGCUGCGUCUUCCUGCCGUUCUUCAUUGACCACGCGUGCUGGUUUGUUCAGCUGAUGGGUAUCGGUUGUCUGCAGCGUCUGGAGCCCGGCCUGAGACCCAUCACCGAACCAGCCUCGUCGUCCGAGUGUCCGGUGCCGCACUCGGAGGCGGGCCUGCUCUGGGACGGCAUCGUGUUCGCCUGUCUGCUGCUCCAGCUGCGCUUCUUCUCCAGCCACUACUUCCAGCACCUGGUGCUGGAGACGCGCGCACAGCAGAUGCUGGCCAGCAGCGGGGCGGAGAUGAUUGAGCGGGAGCGAAAGAAGAAGAUCGAGAAGCGGCAGGCCGAGGAGGAAAAGGCGAUGGCCGACAUUCGUCGUAAGAUGGAGCGGAUCAAGGAACAACGCAUUCAGAAACAUCGCCAGAAGUACGACAACCACUACCAAGACCUGGAGCUGGACCUGGAAAGGGAGCUGGAGGAGCCGCCCCCGGAACUGGCGCCGCCCUCGGACGACACCAGCAGGGAAAUAUCGCCCGGACAGCUUCUCCUGUCGGGAAUCAUGAAGGACUUCAGUUCAGCGGCCGAGGACGCGAGGAAGGCCCGCCGACGGUCGGGCGAAGAGCAGCUCUCUGCUCUGGGAGGAGAGAGCAGGGGAGGCGUCCGGCGGCGCGGCACUCUGCAGAGAGCUAAAUCACAUCAAGCUCCCGUUCGACAGGGUUCGCCGCGGGCCCGGCUGACCCGUCUACACAGCGACCCAGCUCCGCGCACCCACUCCCUACCUAUCUCGUCACUGGCGACACUCCAGUCACAGGACUCUCAGGACGACGACGACGCGCCAGUGGCGCCUCACGACGGACGCGACACGAACUACUCGGACAGCAGCGAGGAAGAGGAGGGAGCCGGACAGAAAGCACUGGCCUCUCUGCUUCGCCGCACCAUCCUGGGCCUGAAGUCGGCCGGCAACUUCCUACUCGAGUUCAUGGCCAGCAUUCUGAUCGCGCUCACCGUGAAGCUGAACAACGUGUCGGCGGACUACCGCUACAUCGCCAAGAAGCUGUCCAAGCAGAAGCGGCGGCUCAAGGAGUCGUGGGAGCGCCCCAGCGAGUCAUCCCCGCUGGCCCCGCCCUCUGGUGGUGGGGGCGGGGGCGGCCGGCCGGCUGUGGCGGACCCCGGGGGUGGGGGCGAUACUCCGCUGCUCUACCUGACUCCGGAGGACACCCCGCGACUGACCGAUCCGGCCAGAAAAACCGGCACAGAACCUUUCAGUGACGGCUCAGAGGACGUUGAGGAGGGCGUCAGGCAGUCUGUCUCGGAGGACCUGAGCACGGCCAGCGCGCGCCAGAUCCUCGAGCAGCUGGCCGUGGCCCUCUGGUACGCCGUGGUCAGCCGGUCCGAGAUGGUCGCCUACAUCGUGGUCUUCAUCAACCAGAUGGUGUCUGCGUCGAUCCUGUCGCUGCCACUGCCAAUGAUGGUGUUCUUCUGGGGCAGUCUGUCUGUGCCGCGGCCCAGCAAGACGUUCUGGGUCACCAUGAUCGCCUACACCGAGACAAUCAUCAUCAUCAAGUACAUGUUCCAAUUCGCCUUCUUCCCGUGGAAUCAGGUGGAGAAGCUGAACGCCCCGUUCUGGCCGCCUCGAAUCCUGGGCAUUGAGCGGAAAGACCAGUAUGCCGUCUAUGACCUAGUUCUACUGCUCAUCAUUUUCUUCCAUAGGGUGGUGAUGAAGACACUCGGCCUGUGGAAGGACGUGGAUGAUGUCGCUGAGCUGGAGACCCCGCCGGUGGUCCCGCCUGCCGACCACCUGGGCGCCACGCGACUCACCGUGGCUGAACGCAGCCGGGCCGUGGCGCGCAAGGCCAAGGGGGAACUCAUGGAGGGCUUCAAGUUUUACGUGUCUGCUGUGGGCGAGUUUUUCAAGUCCCUCCUCUCCAACUCUGGCAAAGAGAAGGUGGAUGUAUACGCCUACAUGUUCAUCUGCGACUUCAUCAACAUAUUCGUGGUGUUCCUCGGCUUCUCGUCGUUUGGCCCGCCGCAGGGAGGCAGCGGCGACGACAUCUCGUCGGUGGUGGAGGAGAACCGGGUGCCCAUCCCCUUCCUCAUCAUCCUGUCGCUCAACUUCCUUCUGAUCCUGGUCGACCGGGCGCUGUAUCUGAGGAAGACGGCCCUGUGGAAGCUCGUGUUCCAGUAUGUGCUGGUCGUGGUCGUACACGGGUGGCUGUUCUUCGUCCUGCCGGCGAUGACAGACAGGGAGUUUGACCAGGCGGUGGCACCUCGUGUCUGGUACAUGAUCAAGUGCAUCUACCUGCUGUUCUCGGCGUACCAGAUUCGCUCCGGCUACCCCACCCGAAUACUGGGCAACUUUCUCACCAAGCAGUACACGUUCUUCAACAAAAUGGCCUUCAGAGGAUUCAUGCUCAUUCCGUUCCUGUACGAACUGCGCGCUCUCAUGGACUGGAUGUGGACGAAAACCUCUCUGGACAUCUUCAACUGGCUCAAAAUGGAGGACAUCUACGCGCACAUCUUCCUGAUCAAGUGUCAGCGCGUGCAGGAGGGGACGCAGGUGUACGUGAGCGGGGAGCCGCGGCGCACCACCGAGAAAUGCGUGUUCGGCGGCGGCUGGCUGCUGCUGAUCGUGGCUGUUAUAUUCGCUCCGCUGGUACUGUUCGCGCUGAGUAACGCGGUCGGCCUGCCCAACGUGCCGUACGAGGUGACCAUGGAGAUCGGAGUCGGCGCCUACGAGCCCAUCUUCCGGAUGACGGCUGAACAGAACUCGAUCCUGCGCAUCACGGAGAAGGACCUGGACGACAUCAGCUUCCACUACCGCAGCGACCGGCGCGCUCUGGGCUUCCUCGCCGACUACGAUCAUACAGACGUAAACGUCAUUCAGCUGAGCGGCAAGUCGACGGCGGUCUGGGCCAUCUCACCGCCGUCUCAGACUCGUCUCAUCGAGGACCUCAUGGGCAACGACACGGUGACGCUGAAGCUGGCCUGGAAUGUGAAGAGACUCUCCAACUCAGCGGCCGUCUCUACCGACUCACUUGACUCCAGAAAGAUACCGCUGCCGGCCUAUAUAAAGAACAAUGUGCGGAACCCGAUCCGUCAGCAGCUGGCUGCCAUGCUGCGUGGAGACAUACCGGGCGCCAACGUGUCCAUCCCGCACAUGUUCCCAAAGUUCAUCCGAGUCACCAACCAGGGUAAGGCAGGGCUGGCCUCUGAGCUCACGGAGCCCACGCGCUCCGACCCCGACUCGGCCUGGCGCGCCCUGAACCUCACUCUGAUGAGGGACAACGAGACUGAAGUCGAGUGGUGGGAGGUCCAAGAGGACUGCAGGGACAACCUGUACCGGUGGCUGCCCUAUGCCACCUGCAGUCUUCUGGUGAUGGUCAGCUUCAGUCAGCGCUCGUUUCCCAGCACGCUGACCUACAUCACCGGAGCGGGCAUCAUCGGUUCAUACACCACCUUCGUGCUGGUCAUCGGCCGCCUGUGCCGGACCCCGUUCGUUGACAUCUCCUACCAUAUAAUGUUCGACGAACUGCCCUACGUGGAUCGAAUACUGCAGAUAUGCGAGGAUAUAUACUUAGUACGAGAAAGAGGCAACUUGGCACUGGAAGAGGAACUAUUCGCGAAGUUAAUAUUCCUCUACCGGUCGCCUGAGAUGAUGAUAAAGUACACAGAACCUCCGAGAGAAGAUAGUCAUAGCCAAUAAACUCUGUCAUCGUUCGACUGGUGUGAACUACAAACAGUGCUGGUGACAUGACACUUCCUUGCGAGAGUCCUGUUUCUGUUUUGGCUCAGGAUGACUGGUGUGGAGGAUAAUGAUUGAAAAGUGAACCACUAGCCGCGGCUCUGUGCUCGCAUCGGGGCAGUCUGUCAACCCUGGUGCACUGCUCGAAUCGGAAUGAUCUGCCAAAGAUUGCUCUGUCCCGCUAGAGUUUGUCAUGUUUGAGUGGUGAGCCAACCUCGGUGCUCUGCUCGCACUGCGGCGAUCUACCAACCGAAGCGUUCUGCUCGAAUUGAAGCUAUCUGCCAACGGUUGCGCUCGUUUCGACGUGUGGCGAGUGGAAACGGCCCGAAGGCCGGACGACUAGGACGAGCCAACCCCGAGCGCGCCUGUCAGGCCGGUGUGGGCGUGGGCGCUCCCCGGGCGUUGGCAGGUGGGCCGCCGGCUACCGACGGGCGCCUGACUGUUUUACUUGCCAGCCUUAUUUGUGGACGGUUUUUGAGGAGUCUGUACGUUUUGAACGAUCCUGCUGAAAAUGGUAAAGAAGCAGAGGUGACUUCUAGUGGAUGUGUAUAUCGUUGAACGGAAAGUGUAGGACGUAGGUGUACUUUAUAUUGUAAUCGGGGCUGGUACGACAGGUUCGUUCGCAUGACUGUUUACAUAGCUGAACGAAGAGCUUUUUGAACCUAUUUAUGCGCAGGUGUGAGACAGUGUCCUAAGUAAACCUGGUGUAGAAGUAAUAAUCUGAUCGUAAGUGGUUGAAUUGUAAUGACGACAUGUUUGCUAAAAACUAUCAAUCUUGUCGGUGUGGUCGGUCCAGCGCCAAUAAUGAAUCCACGGCGGUUUUAUGUUGUCUUUCAUUGAAUUCCUGCGUUUCGCUGCAUUGUCUGAGUUGCUGAUUUAUGCUAAGCCGUUGCCGAGUGUCGAAUGCUACAGGUCGCUCGAGAGGUCGUUUGAUACGAUUUUGAUGUGCCUACCGAUGUGCUGGCCGGCGGCUGGUGACUGCCAAACUGUGCUGGUGCCACUGCGGACGGCAGACUGUCUUUAGCCGCGCUGCAACACUUCUCCCUCGUCCGCGGCUGCUGUGUGUAGCUGGGCCGUCCGACUUGUGCCACCUGCGCGGGUUUAUCGCGCCUCUGACGGCCACCGCCGCGCACACUGCGUCUCUGGCGGUCCCGUGGUGGCACCUCGGCUCCAUAUUCCGCGGUGGGCUCGUCGUGAGCUCGAACGCACGUGCGCGCGGCGUGUCGAACCCGCGGUGGGCUCGUCGUGAGCUCGAACGCACGUGCGCGCGGCGUGUCGAACCACUGUCGCCGCGGCCCGGAGUGGGGCCGAUUGCAGUUCGUUGCUCCGUACGCACCGGUACGUACGGCUGUCAGUGCGGCGCGUGUCUCAGCGGUGGUGCGAGGGUUCUGCGAACUCACCGCUCCUGUGCGACCUGAUGUGGGCGCGACCUGUGUCAGCGCCGUGUGCAGCUCCAUCAAAUACAAGGAGAUGUUUGAG
Molecule: messenger RNA, 9433 nt
Organism: Amphibalanus amphitrite
Lineage: Eukaryota; Metazoa; Arthropoda; Thecostraca; Balanomorpha; Balanidae
Product: piezo-type mechanosensitive ion channel component-like
Exons: 48
Coding region: 191-7915 (2574 amino acids)
Source: RefSeq, a predicted model, not a curated record